Molecule: messenger RNA, 898 nt
Organism: Oenanthe melanoleuca
Lineage: Eukaryota; Metazoa; Chordata; Aves; Passeriformes; Muscicapidae
Product: olfactory receptor 14I1-like
Exons: 4
Coding region: 109-585 (158 amino acids)
Biological process (GO): G protein-coupled receptor signaling pathway
Cellular component (GO): membrane
Molecular function (GO): G protein-coupled receptor activity; olfactory receptor activity; odorant binding
Source: RefSeq, a predicted model, not a curated record
GGAGUGCAAAGGUCUCAAACAUUCCUUGCAUGGUUCUGCCUUGAGGAAGGGGAACCUCCCUGGUGGCACUUUGGGCUGGCACACACCGGAGGAGUGUGUCUGUUUUCAAUGGGGAAACUUAGGACUUCUUCAAAAGAACCAGGAAAAUCCCUGUUUGCCUGUGCUCAGCCACUUCUCCAAGCAAAGCAGGUCCCAGAACAUGCUCUGGUCUCCCUGGCAGCAGCAGAAAUGUUGAGAUGUCUCAUAUCCAGGAAUACCAGGAGAGGUCUCCAUGUCCAGAGACACCAAAUGUCCAACAGCAGCUCCAUCAGCCACUUCCUCCUGCUGCCACUGGCAGACACGUGGCAGCAGCAGCUCCUGCACUUCUGCCUCUUCCUGGGCAUCUCCCUGGCUGCCCUCCUGGGCAACGGCCUCAUCAUCAGCGCCGUAGCCUGCGGCCACCACCUGCACACCCCCAUGUUCUUCCUGCUCAACCUGGCCCUCAGCGACCUGGGCUCAAUCUUCACCACUAUCCCCAAAGCCAUGCACAAUUCCCUCUGGGACACCAGGAACAUCUCCUACUUAGGAUCUUCAGGGCUGUGCUGAGGAUCCCCUCUGAGCAAGGACGGCACAAAGCCUUUUCCACCUGCCUCCCUCACCUGGCCGUGGUCUCACUGUUCUUCAGCACUGUGAUUUUUGCCUACCUGAAGCCCCCCUCCAUGUCCUCCCCAUCCCUGGAUCUGGUGGUGUCAGUUCUGUACUCGGUGGUUCCUCCAGCCCUGAACCCCCUCAUCUACAGCCUGAGGAACCAGGAGCUCAAGGCUGCAGUGUGGACACUGAUGACUGGAUGGUUUCAGAAGCAUUAAACUUUUGGCCAAUGUUUGCAAAUCAUUUGCAAUAAAAGUCAUCUUUAAUAGUU